UGUUGUUUCUGACAGGAAGCGGUUUUGUGAAUCGUAAACCAUGUAAACACAACAUUCUACAGGUGCAAAACCAGGUGAAAAUAAGGUUUCUGUAUGAAUGGAAUGGCCUUACACGCAGGAAAUACUCGAAUGAAUCGAGGAGGUCCUAACAUGGACGCUACAAGCGGACCGGGGUAUGCAAACACGAGCACUUUGAUACAAAACAACCCAAAUGAUCCUCCGUACGCGCUUCCCCACCAGUACCACAACGGCGUGUCCCUGGAGAAAUUCCACAACAUGGGUGUGUCCAGUCGUCCCCACGUGCGAGAGGCGGACUCCCACAGCCGACACCACCGCGGUAAGAGUAACUUUGACAACAUUCGCUCGGAAUGUCUCCGGCGCGGACGCCUGUACGAGGACCUAGAGUUUUUGGCGCAUGAGACCUCGGUAUAUUACAGUAGAAGUCCGUCUUUCAGAAUAGAAUGGAAAAGACCAACAGAGAUAGCCAGCCACUACAGAUUAAAACCAGCUUUCUUUCUGGACAACGCCACGAAGUUUGAUGUCAUUCAGGGGGACCUAGGUGACUGCUGGGUUGUGUCUGCCAUUGCCUGCUUAACAAGUCCAGAUCACCGGGAAUUAUUUCGUCGUGUUGUACCAGCAGACCAAGGAUUUCAGGAUGGCUGGUAUGCUGGAAUCUUCCGAUUUAAUUUCUGGCAUUUUGGAAAAUGGGUGGAGGUGGUCGUGGAUGACCGAUUACCGACAUAUCGGGGACAGCUGAUGUUUGUUCACUCUUUGCACAAAAAUGAAUUUUGGGCAGCAUUAAUGGAGAAAGCAUAUGCAAAAUUGUAUGGCUCCUAUGAAGCUUUAAAGGGGGGAAAUGUAGCAGAUGCCCUGACAGACUUCACUGGGGGGAUAUGUGAGGGGUAUACACUAAGGGGAAUCAAUGCUAAUGUUCCUAGGAAUAUUGUCAACAUCUUGUUUAAAGCCCUGGACAGACAAUCACUGAUUGGUUGUGGCAUCAAUCCAGUAAAAGGUCACCAAGGGGAACAGAAAUUGCCGAGUGGAUUGGUGGCGGGACAUGCUUACAGUGUCACAGAUCUAAGGGAGAUUUUGUUGAUGACUGAUAACAGAGAGACACCCAUCACUUUAAUACGAGUCCGAAAUCCCUGGGGGAACAAAGUGGAGUGGAGAGGAGCGUGGGGGGACAGAUCACGUGAGUGGAACAGUAUCCCAGCAGACGACAGAGAAAAGAUGGGGCUGAUCUUCAGAGAUGACGGCGAGUUCUGGAUGGAGUUUACAGACUUUAUGCGUAACUUUGAUUCGUUAGACAUUUGUAACCUGACCCCUGAUUCUCCGGUGGAGAUGCCUAAACAGUGGCACACAGCAGAGUAUCAUGAACGAUGGAUGAGGGGGUAUAAUGCAGGGGGGAGACCUAAAUACAGGGAUUCUCAUUGGACAAACCCCCACUUCAAGGUGACUUUGUCAGACACCGAUGAGGACGGGGACAAAGUCUGUAGCUUUAUUGUUCAGUUGAUGCAGAAAGAUCGACGGAAAAUCAAACACAAGGGAGAGAAGCUCAUCUACAUAGGCUUCCUUGUGUAUAGGUUAUCACGUGACCAUACUAUUCCUCUAAAGAAAGAUUUCUUUGAUACCAAUCAGAGUGUGGAAUCUAGUGGUCACUUUAUCAACAUGCGUCAGAGAAUCGCCCGCCUGUCCCUACCUCCCGGGGAUUAUAUUGUGGUGCCCUGUACCUGGGAUCAGAAUGAGGAAGCCGAUUUUUAUCUUAGAUUCUUUUUUGAGAACAGAAAUGCUGUGGAAGAGGUAGAUGAGGCCCCGGUGAGAGAAGAGGUGCCCCUCCCCUCGACUGAUAAAGACAAGGAGGAGAACUUCAAACGUUUCUUUCACUCUGUUUCAGGGGAGGAUAUGGAAGUGAGUGCAUUUGAAUUACAGACAGCCUUAAAUGAAGCUUUACAGAAGGAACCUUUGCAUCAUCACCUAGGAAUACAGGCGUGUAAAGCCUUUGUAGCUUUAAUGGACGUUGAUGGAUCAGGUAAACUUGGUUUCACAGAAUUCUUGUACCUCUGGAAUUUACUCCGCAGUUGGAAGAGGUUGUUUUAUCAGUACGACGUAGAUGGCUCAGGGCUGCUCAACUCGUUUGAGCUCAGACGAGUUCUGGGUGCAGCUGGAUUCAAGGUAGAUAACUCCACAAUGAAGACACUUGUGUGGUGGUACGCAGAUGAAAAAUUCUGUGUCAGUCUGGACAACUACUUCAUCUGUCUUGCUCGUCUGAUGAAACGCUUUAAUGAAUUUAGCAAGCUGAAGAAAAAUGAUCAGAUUUCCCUCUCUUUCUCACAGUGGUUGCAGAAAGGUGUUUCAUGAUUUUAUCAGGCCACAUCCUCUGGUUAAAUGUCUAUAAUCAAGCUGACUGUGAUAAUUUUCCGGAAUCCCACGAUGCAAUGAAGCAAUGUCACAUGACAACUUUAACUGAUCCGGAAUCCCACAAUGCAAUGAAGCAAUGUCACAUGACAACUUUAACUGAUCCGGAAUCCCACGAUGCAAUGCAGCAAUGUCACAUGACAACUUUAUCUCAUCAAGAAUCCCAUGAUGCAAUGCAGCAAUGUCACUUGACCUACUUUUCUUUGUGAAAAGAUAAUGUGCUCAGUUUUAUGUCUUAUGUUUUCUGUUUUAUGGAAUAAACAGGGUUUACAAUUGUAUAUCAUCUCAAAAAUCUCAGGGUUGUGUAUUACACAAAAAUUCAGACUAUUCUAAAGGAGUAUUCAGUGAUCUUAACCUAGUUGGUUUGUUUUAGAAUUUGUUUUUAAAACAAUAUAUAACUUCAGAUCAUUCCAAAUACUUAAGAUUUCCUGCAUUGAUAACAGGCAGCUUAAUCAAUUUACAGUAAAAUACUGGUAGAUAUCAUUCAGACCAUGAACCAUUUGUUCUCGUUUGUUUCUUUUAAAGUUUAAAGCAGCUUUAUUCUAAUUUUUUCAGAAUGAAUAUUAAUUCCUGUACAAUUCAGUUUACAUGUGUUUGUUGAUAUUUUUAUGUGAUAUUCUAAUUAUUCCAUCUUUACAUUUCAUUGUUGUAUUAAUGUAACAGUGUU
Saccostrea echinata is the source of this 3082-nucleotide messenger RNA. Its product is annotated as calpain-9-like. Gene Ontology annotation, biological process: proteolysis. The transcript has 17 exons. Gene Ontology annotation, molecular function: calcium-dependent cysteine-type endopeptidase activity; calcium ion binding. Gene Ontology annotation, cellular component: cytoplasm. The record is from RefSeq and is a predicted model, not a curated record. NCBI's taxonomy places the organism in Eukaryota, Metazoa, Mollusca, Bivalvia, Ostreida, Ostreidae. Bases 94 to 2358 code for a protein of 754 amino acids.